Molecule: messenger RNA, 1585 nt
Organism: Trichogramma pretiosum
Lineage: Eukaryota; Metazoa; Arthropoda; Insecta; Hymenoptera; Trichogrammatidae
Gene: Bap55
Product: actin-like protein 6B
Exons: 5
Coding region: 134-1453 (439 amino acids)
Biological process (GO): regulation of transcription by RNA polymerase II; nervous system development
Cellular component (GO): SWI/SNF complex; NuA4 histone acetyltransferase complex
Molecular function (GO): chromatin binding
Source: RefSeq, a predicted model, not a curated record
UUUCCAUCUAACGUCAAACAGGUUAUGUAGAAUCGGCGUCUUAUUGUAAUGUUUACACCCUUCAACUUCAACUAAUCUGCACACUUAGUCCUUGAUAUUUGUGUAAAAAUACUAAUUAUAAAAUCGAAUAAUCAUGUCUAAUAUGCUAUAUGGAGGUGACGAGAUUGGAGCUUUGGUUUUUGACUUGGGUCAUUAUUCUUUACGAGUAGGAUAUGCUCAAGAAGAUACCCCAAAAGCUGAAAUACCUGCAGUUGUUGGUAUUGGAGAAGAUGGCAACUGUAAUUCGGUUAGAGGAGAACCAAUGGAUAUUGAUGACAAAAGACCUGACAAUAAUAUAACUCAAUCUACUCCUAAAUACUAUGUUGAUACAACAAUUUUACAUGUACCACGCAAGGGUAUGGAAGUAGCAAGUUAUAUGAAAGAUGGAAUGAUUGAAGAUUGGGAUCAUUUUGAAAAAGUUUUAGAUUAUACAUAUUCCAAGGUGAUUCAGUCAAAUGCUGAAUAUCAUCCAGUAUUAUUUUCAGAAUGCCCAUGGAAUGUUCGUAAUAAGCGAGAAAAACUUACAGAAUUAAUGUUUGAAAAAUACAAUGUACCAGCUUACUUUUUGGUAAAAAAUGCAGUACUGGCUGCUUUUGCAAAUGGCAGAGCAACUGGAAUGGUUGUUGAUAGUGGGGCAACUCAUACUUCAGCAAUACCUGUUCAAGAUGGAUUUGUUAUCACUGGAGGUAUAUGUAAAUCACCUCUCGGAGGUGAUUACAUAUCCAUGCAGUGCAGACAAUUUUUGCAGGAUAAUGAUAUUGAUCUCUCUCCUUCAUAUAUGGUUGGAAGUAAAGAGGUUGUUAAGGAUCAUGAUAAGCCUCGCUGGGUAAAAAAAAAAAACUUACCAGAAGUAACAAAAUCUUGGCACAACUAUAUGACAAAGAAAUUAGUACAAGAUUUUCAAGCCACUGUCCUUCAAGUCUGUGAAACACCAUAUGAUGAAAAGAGUGUAUCCACUGCACCAUCUGUUUCAUAUGAAUUUCCCACAGGUUAUCGACAAGAUUUUGGUAGUGAACGAUUUCGUAUUCCAGAAGCUUUAUUUGACCCUAGUGUUGUUCCAAUGAGGGGUGGAGUCGUUGGAAACACUAUUGUGGGUGUGGGUAAUAUAGUUACAACAAGUGUGGGAAUGUGCGAUGUAGAUAUAAGACCAGCUCUUUAUGGCAGUGUUGUUGUGACUGGUGGAAACUCGUUUAUACAGGGAUUCCCAGAAAGAUUGAACAGAGAUUUAUCUAUGAGGAUACAAUCAAGCAUGAGACUAAAAAUAAUAAGUGCAAAUGGAUGUGCAGAACGCCGAUUUGGCUCUUGGAUUGGAGGAUCGAUUUUAGCUUCUAUUGGAACCUUCCAACAAAUGUGGAUUUCAAGUCAAGAAUAUGAAGAAAGUGGAAAGAGUCAAGUAGAGAGAAAAUGUCCAUAAAUUGAAUAUAAUUUUUAUAAGUGUGGUGAUUUAUGUGUUAAAUCAAUAAUAGAUGAAUGACAUUCAAAUUUUUUUGUAGAUGAUGACUGAUCAAUUUAUAAGUAUGUAAUUAUUUUAAUAUCAAAUUAAUUU